UAGGCGAGGGUGGGGGAGAAGCAAGCCGAACCUCUGAUCGACCCGGACACGUAAAAAAUUCUCGGCGCUGAGAGAAAUACGAGAUUCAGUAAGUAAUUCAGUGAGUGCUUUCUUUUAUAAGAAGAGCGUCGGCUUGGAAGAAGAAAAUGAAAUACGAACAACCGCGCUGGUUGUAAUAGAUCGACUUGAAUGCGUCUUCUUGCUCCAGCAUUCAAGUUCCAUUUCAAGGGAGGACGACGUACCAUGAUACUUUCUGUUUUGUCGAGCCCUGCUUUGGUCUCUGGUUUGAUGGUUGUACGUGCUAAAAAUCCGGUACAUUCUGUUUUGUUUCCCAUCCUAGUCUUUUGCGACACUUCUGGUUUACUUAUUUUUUUAGGUCUCGAUUUCUCCGCUAUGAUCUCCCCAGUAGUUCAUAUAGGAGCUAUUGCCGUUUCAUUCCUAUUCGUGGUUAUGAUGUUCAAUAUUCAAAUAGCGGAGAUUCACGAAGAAGUAUUGCGCUAUUUACCAGUGAGUGGUAUUAUUGGACUGAUCUUUUGGUGGGAAAUGUUCUUCAUUUUAGAUAAUGAAACCAUUCCAUUACUACCAACCCACAGAAAUACGACCUCUCUGAGAUAUACGGUUUAUGCCGGAAAGGUACGAAGUUGGACUAAUUUGGAAACAUUGGGCAAUUUGCUUUAUACCUACUAUUCCGUCUGGUUUUUGGUUUCUAGUCUGAUUUUAUUAGUAGCUAUGAUUGGGGCUAUAGUACUUACUAUGCAUAGAACUACAAAGGUGAAAAGACAGGAUGUAUUCCGACGAAAUGCCUUGGAUUCUAGGAGGAAUAUAAUGAACAGGACUAUUUCUCCUUUUGGCCAUAGCCAUAGAAGAAGCUUCUCCUCCAAAGCGGAGGGAGGGGAAUCUCAGGAUUCCUAUAACCCUGCUUAUAUAGAUUUUUUAAGACAACAAUUAGGGUUUUUCCCGGGUUUGGUACAAAAUUUGGAUAAACUCCUUUCGGUUCUUAAAACGGAGGAAAUUCUCUUUCUGGCUUUCCGCUUCCCGCGGGAUGCGAACAUGUUUAAAUUGCCCCUAAAGAAGAUCAAAGAUAUGAUUCAAGAAGCAAUGGCUAAAGAGGAGGAAAACAGAGAAAAGCCUCCGGUGGAAGGUUGUGAAGACCGUCGUAUGACGGAGGAGGAAAGGACAAAAUUGCUUGAAGCAUUUUCUUUCCUAUGGGAUAAAAAAAUGAAUUGGAACUAUUGAGUGGUGUAGGUAUCCAUCUUAGCAAAUAGAGAUACCGAGGCCCACCAACCUACUACUUGUUGGUUUGGUGGGGAAAGAGGAGUGGGUAUGAGGGCUUCUUUCACU
Triticum urartu is the source of this 1341-nucleotide messenger RNA. The record is from RefSeq and is a predicted model, not a curated record. NCBI's taxonomy places the organism in Eukaryota, Viridiplantae, Streptophyta, Magnoliopsida, Poales, Poaceae.